AUGAGUUUUGUGGAAGUCUUUCCUUCUCUUGUGGUGAGAGAUGUAUCCAGCAGCAGCAAUAGCGGGUUGCUAUUCAAUCAAAAGAACGCAUCGGCUUCAGCUCAUCAUCAGAGGACCAAUAGCACCGAUGAUAACAACAUGAUGAAACCCGUUGUGGAAGGAGAUUAUGUUUGUUUGUUGGAAAAUGAAUCCAAUCAUCAUCAAGAUGUAAAUGCCAUGUUUUAUGAAAAGAUGUUUCAAGCGAUUAAACAUCAAGAUGAAGCCGAUAUGAGAUGUGGUGGUGGUAGCUUUAAUAUUAAUUCUCAACUUACACUCGUAUGGAAAACAAUUGGAAAUGACUUGAUUUUGCAAGAGGUCGAUUUGUAUGGAGAGCAAUCCUCAAGAACAUUCACCUUCAAAGCUCCCGCAAAUGUCUUCUUUCUUCCAGGAGUUUCACUCAAGAAAACUAACCUAGAAAUAACUCUGUGGGCUUUAGCUACCAAUAGGACAUUAUAUCGAAUUAGCUUGACACAUACAAACAACAGCUUCAUCGAUGGAAUAGUUUCUCUUUUACGUCAAAAAAUUCCUAUUGUGGAAGUGUUACGAAUUGGUAUGGCGACAGAGGAAAUUGAAAUUGCCUACAAUAGAGCCAACCAAAAAUCAAUUUUUACUGGGUUCUUUGGAGGAUCAUCUUCCGAAGAAAAUAACAUCGAUUUCUUCAACAAUCAUAGUCAACAUUUUCCAACAUGCCUCUAUGGAAUUGAACAUGACGCAGCUAUCAUUGGAUUUGCAAAUGGUGACUUGUUGAGAGUUGUCAAAAAUGUCGAUAAUUCCACGCAAAUGAAUAGAUUCAUUUUUGAAAAUAGUACAACAAGUAGCUGGCCAUGGUUUUCGAGUAGGAAUAAGGAUGUUACAUUAAUGGAAGUUUUCAAGAAUGCCGUCGUUUCUGUUAAGAACAUUUCGAUGUUCAACAAUCAACUAGAUCUUAUAAUUUCUCUUCACAGAAAUGGAUAUUUAAUGGUUUGGAGAGAAGAUAUUGAUACAAAUGUUAUGUCAUCAGAGGAUAAAGAGACCACACAAAACCAAACAACUAGUAAUAAUUUGCAACUUUUAACGUUAAACAUUCCUAGAGAACAAUUCAAUGAAGAUGUCAUCUCUGAAAAAGACCUUAUUGACAGCCUACGAUUUUGCUCGGAUCCUUUGAAAGUUAUCGCAUCAUCAUCUACUUUAUCGCAAAAUACUACUCAUAAUUUUAAUGUUGUGCUGACAUAUGCAAGACUCCUCGGAAAAACCUCCUCAGCCACUUCCAUUACUGCUCCAGUGACGGAUGAGACUUUAUUUACGGCGCUUAACUUUGAAACAACAUUUGACGAAGAGCAAAAUCAAUUCUAUCUUGAAUACCACGGCAUUGAAAACGUAAAAUACUUUUCAUCAGAACUUUUACAAAAAGAUUUAUUCCAAUUUUAUGGGAAUAGCUCAAUAGCGUCAAGAUUGAUCGCUUUUGACAUUGUUGCUGGAAAUGUGUGGGCGAUUUGGUCAGUGAGAGAUUUCAGUUUUAGAAAUAUUAUAGAAGGGGGCUAUUCUUCAUUUCUUUCAUAUGCUGCUUCCUAUGGAUCAAUUUUAUCAUCGGCAGAUCAAACUCAAUCUGCUUGGUCCUUUGUUCGUACUCUUCACUCACAGUACGCAAGUGGACUUUUGAAAGUUAGCAAAGUUAAUAACCAAGUGGAGAAUAUUAGAGGUUUCGUUAUGCAAUUCCUUUUUGAAAGCUCGAUACGAAAUAUGCUUAAUUCCAACGUAUUACUGAGAGCAAUUGUUUCAUUCUAUCCAAAAGAUGAGUUACCUACUUUGGCUCAAUCUCUAGGACUCUCUGAAGAUUAUAAUAAUGAAGUUUUUUCUCCUCAAUUAGAUCAUGUUUUCUGGAUGGAACGUAUCACAUAUGCCAUUGAGUAUACUCUUUCUCAAAAGAGAGCCAUGAUCGACGAUGAAAAUUCUCUACAACGAGGUCAAAUGGAAGCCAAGAUGGAAAUACAGACAUGGAAAGAAUUUUUGCACACACUGAUACAGGUGUGGAUAACAUUUAACUCUCCACUUGCGUUCGUGUGGUUUGACUCAAAUUCGCAGCAAACACCAGGAAUUAUUUAUACCGGUAAUUUCAAAUCAGCACCUUCUGUAUCCAUGCUUCGCUCCAUGGAUACCCUUGAAAAUAUUUUCCACAACGUGAACCAGCAAAAUUGCAAUAGAAACUAUGUGCUUGUGGCUGAUCAGAUUCAUCUUACCAAAGAAAUUACCUCCAAGUUAUCCUUUUCCAAAGAUUUAAUACGUUUGUUUGAAUUGUUGAAUUUUAUUGAGACUUCUGUUGCUGAGCUUUCCAAAUCGUUCAAUAUUUUACCGUACCAUUUCUCGAAAAAGCUAGGUUUAGAAUGUGAAGAUCCUUCGGUCACUGCGAGAGUGAUUGCACUUGAAUUGGUUUCUGGCUUAACAUUCCCAGGAGCUAAUGAGCUUCCUGAUACCCUCAUUCUAGACUCAAAAAUUAAUUCUAAAAGAAAGCUUUUUGUACAUGAGUUUUUGAAGAGACUGAACAAGAUUACAAGUACUCCAAUCUAUGUCAUUUUGAAUUACAUUUCGAGAAAAUUGAUUGGUUUGGAGAGUACGAUAGUCGACAGCACAAGUGCUUCAUCCUCAGAACGAAGAGCGUCUCUACGGAGCUCUAAUUUCGUUUCUCUUAUUAAUGGCGCUUCCAUGCAACUGUUAGAGUCUCGAUUCUAUUUAUGUUGCCAAUUGUGCGUAUUUGUUGAAGUGAUGAAGUUAUUGACGCCCAAUGAUUAUUCCAUGAUGCACAGUAUUGCGUUGUCGGACUCUCUUGAAAGCAAGAAUUAUUACACAGCUCUUAGGGGCUAUCACAUUGCUUGGUGGCUCUCUACCAGAAGUAUUGAGGCCAAUUUUGGAACUUUGAAUUUGGCAAAAUUCUUGUCUGAAUCGAAACUGAACUUGACCGAUUACAUGCUCAGUUAUCCUACUUUACACAAUUCAAAGAAUCAUACCUUCCUUUUUGAGAUGUUGCUCAGAGAGUCUCGAGUCUCGAGUGACAUUUCAUUGCUCUUGGAUCAACUGUCUUCACACAAUUUAACAUUGAGUAGACUCGUCACCAAUAUUGCCUCAAACUUUGUGCAUCACAAUAUUCUUGUUGAAUAUGAAGGUAUUAAUCAACAUUCGAACGACUUGGAAAUUUGUCAAUAUCUUAUUAAUUGGCAAGCAUUUGAAACCUUAAAAGAGUAUACGAGUAUACUGCAGAGUUAUGAUGCUUCUUUCCCUCACUCGUUCCAUUUCUUGGGUAUUGCCAACCUUCAACAAGGAGAACCUUUGCAGGCCAAAGAAAAUUUUGUGAAGUGUGCCAUCAUUGCUAUUAAUAAUAGAUCCAAGCAAGAAGAAACGAAACGAUUGUUCGAACUCAUGAAUGUUUAUUGGAAGGUUGAGCCAUCGAUCGUGAACUCAAAGACUAGCCAAGAGCUCGUUAAGAAGUCCGUUGCAUUCUACUAUUACAACUAUGUCAGACAAUUGUGCGGAAAGCAUCCAGAAUUGGGAUUAGAAUUUACAAACCUUGCUCUUAUGGAGGCAGACAGUGAAGUAGUACCUCAAGAAGAGAUUAAUAUUUUGUAUAGCGUCUUAUUUACAUUAAGUUUACAUUUUGAUCGUUAUGAUGAUGCAUAUGUAGCCAUUAAUUGUCAAACUGAUGUUCAAAGAAAGAAGGCAGACCUCAGAAAGUUUGUUGGAACCAUUUGUGAAUUGGCAGCUGUUAAUGCAGCACAAUGUGCCUACUAUGGAAACAUGUUGUGUGAAUUGCCUUUCACUGGCAUGCGAAAUGAAGUCAAUGAAUUACUCCAUGAAAGAGCCAUGCAUGCCGAUCUCACAAUUAGAAUGUCAGAAACAGCACCCUAUUAUUACGGCUCACUCUCAUCUGUUAAGGUUCUCCAUCCAAAUAACUCUUCCAUCGCAUUGUCUCGAUCCAAGUUGACGCUUCUCGAAGAACAUCAAGAACGUAUCAAUUCAACAUAUGCCUACUAUCAUCUGUUGUACUCCUUCAAUGUUCAUAGAGGCGACUACAACAAGGCAGCGCUGUACAUGUAUGAAUUAGGUCGCAGAAUCGACAGCCAAGUGAGACUUAUUCCCAUGUCUGUCUCUUCAGAUUCUGCCUAUGAGGAAAUUAUUGAAGCCUACCUGAAGAAGCAAGCAGAAUGUUUCUUAAUUUCUCUCAAUGUCCUCAAGCUCGUCUCUGAAAAGAAUCAAUGGUUCCUGUAUCCGUUCCCUGAUGAUAGUGUUGAAUCGAUCGAUCGCUCCGUCAGUCCUCUCAAGAGAAAUCGUGAUAGUCAAUCCAUGGCCAUUGAGAAUGAAGAUCUGGAAAAGAGAAUUCAUCCAGGUAUUAUUACAAUUUCUCAACUCGAGACUCGAUAUCACAUGGCGUCUUCAAAGGUGACCAUUCUCCAGUGCCAGAGAAAGAAUCCAACCAAUACGUUCAAUGUGCUUUCAUUGCUCUUGUUGAACAAGCCACUCGAUGUGAUUGUCUUGCUUGCCUCUGAGAAUUGUGAGGAAUAUGAAAAGGCGUUCUAUGUGGCUACUUGUUGCAAACUGCCUCCAAGUGAUUUGGCAGAAAUUUUCACACGACUUGCCCGUAAAUGUUACAACAAUGAGCAACAGCCACUUGUUUCAAAGAGUAGUACAGAAAAAUUAUGGCAAUUAUUGAGAACAAAGUUGAGAAAACACGACAGUGCUGCCACGAAUUAUCAAUUAAGUGCAGCUUGUGUCAGAACCAUCUAUAAGGAAAUUCAAUUGUUUGAACACAACAAUAUGCAACGCUCCCAGAAGCAAUCACCUCAACAAGAACCAUCCAAUAUUGAUGGAAAACUUAACAACGAUGGAAUUCCAUUGUGGUUGCUCGACAUGUGUGAACCCAACACCUUAUUACGAAUUUAUCUCGAAUUUGGUAAGAGAAAAGAUGCACAUGAAUUACUGAAACUCAAUAAUGCCUUCCCUCCAAGUACAGACACUCCCAAUCGCCUCAAAAUUCCAAUUACCUAUUCCAUGAGAGAAUAUGCCUCCAAUUUUUAA
Naegleria fowleri is the source of this 5082-nucleotide messenger RNA. RefSeq lists its product as uncharacterized. NCBI's taxonomy places the organism in Eukaryota, Heterolobosea, Eutetramitea, Acrasida, Naegleriidae. The transcript is spliced from 2 exons. The record is from RefSeq and is a predicted model, not a curated record. Gene Ontology annotation, molecular function: structural constituent of nuclear pore. The coding region runs from base 1 to 5082 and encodes 1693 amino acids. Gene Ontology annotation, cellular component: nuclear pore.